AUGGCUGUUACCCUGAAGCCCAACGACAUGGUCUUUGAGUUUGCAAGCAACGGGAUGGAUGAUAUCUGCCAGCUGGAAGACCCCUCGGUGUUCCCUGCAGUGAUCGUGGAGCAGGUCCCCUACCCUGAGUUACUGCAUCUGUACUCGGGCCUGGAUCUGGAAGACAGUCACAAUAGCAUCCUCACAGAUGGGACCUUUUGCAUGACGCAGGAUCAGAUCCUGGAGGGCAGUAUUUUGCUGACAGAUGAAAAUGAGACCAUUACACAUGGCCCGCCAGCCAGUGAAGUCCUGCUCAGUGACGACUCUCCCAGCAACCUCCUGGAUGAGAAGCAGAUAUUCAGCACCACCGAAAUGCUGCCAGAUGCAGACCCUCCUGACACGGUCAGUCUGCCCAGCUGCCUCUUUCCUGCCUCUGAGCCCAGUGCUGGUAGCCAGGUGGAGCACUCUGCGCAAGAGAACAUCACCGACCAGAGCGCCAAGACCAAUCUCAAAUCCAAGAAAAGAAUCCGGAAGACCAGAAGCAGCCGUAGCACCUCACCGGUCACUGACCCCAGCAUCCCCAUCCGCAAGAAGACCAAGGAUGGCAAAGGCAGCACCAUCUAUCUGUGGGAAUUCCUCCUGGCACUGCUGCAAGACCGGAACACCUGUCCUAAGUACAUCAAGUGGACUCAGCGCGAGAAAGGCAUCUUCAAGCUUGUGGACUCCAAGGCCGUAUCCAAGCUGUGGGGGAAACAGAAGAAUAAACCAGACAUGAAUUACGAGACCAUGGGGCGUGCACUGAGAUAUUACUACCAAAGAGGCAUUCUGACCAAGGUGGAAGGGCAGAGGCUGGUGUACCAGUUUAAGGAGAUGCCCAAGGAUCUUGUGGUGAUCGAGGAUGAAGAGGAAGGAAGUGUGGUCCCGGGAGCCUCCCCAGCCGUGACCACUGCCUCCACCAGCUCAGCCCGGCGGGGCUCUAAGGCCAAAGGCAGCUCCCCGGCGGCCAAGAGGAGCCCCUGUUGGGAAAAGGUGUCAGAUCAGCAGGUUGGUCUCCGGCCAUCUGCGAGUCUGGAAUUGGAACUUUCUCCAGACAGUGAGAUCCCCACUACCUCCACCACGCUCGUCACUGCAGCCAACACCCAGGCCACCUUCACCAGAGCCAUGAGCACCUCAGUGCCCAGCAACAUCCACCUGGGCGUGGCCCCCGUGAGCUCGGGCCCGGGCCUGACCCUGCAGACCAUCCCGCUGACCACAGUGCUGACCAGGGCGCCCCCUGUCGUCACCUCCACAGCCCCACAACUGGUGCUGCAGACUGUGCCAACCUGCGCCACGUUCAAGGACACUUUCACUUUGCAGGCGUCUUUUCCCGUGAAUGCCACCUUCCAAGAGAGCCAGGUGGCAGCACGGGGGGCCCCACUGAUUCUCAGUGGCCUCCCUCAAAUUCUGACCAACCACCCGACCACCGUGGCCAACACCUCGUCUGUGGGGGUCACCCCCACCAGGCCCAACGCUCAGUCCCCUGGGACUGUCAUUGCGGCCUUCAUCAGGACUUGUGGCACCCCAGCGACGGUCCCUAGGGUCAAGGAGGGGCCUACCUCCUACGUGCAGGGCAUGGUGACUGGGACCCCGGUGGAGGGUCUCCUGGUUCCAGAAGAAACCCUGAGAGAGCUCCUCAGAGAGCAGGUUCACUUCCAGCCAGCGUCUGCCCCUGUGAUUGCCAGGGCUUCCCACACUCCGAGCCUGGUGGGCACCCCAAAUCUCUCUCCUCCCAACCACCCCACGGUUGGGUUGACCCCGGUGGCUGAACUUGAGCUGGCUUCUGGCUCUGGGUCGCUGUUAAUGACUGAGCCCAGUGUGGUCCCACCUGGGAGCCUGCUGACCCAAGCAGCAACCCCAGCUCCCCACUCUCCAUUCAACCCCACUUCCCUCAUUAAGAGGGAUCCCCACAGCCUGUAA
This is a messenger RNA of Sorex fumeus (smoky shrew), 1935 nucleotides long. RefSeq names its product E74 like ETS transcription factor 4 (gene ELF4). NCBI's taxonomy places the organism in Eukaryota, Metazoa, Chordata, Mammalia, Eulipotyphla, Soricidae. Gene Ontology annotation, biological process: regulation of transcription by RNA polymerase II; cell differentiation. Gene Ontology annotation, cellular component: nucleus. The record is from RefSeq and is a predicted model, not a curated record. Gene Ontology annotation, molecular function: DNA-binding transcription factor activity, RNA polymerase II-specific; sequence-specific DNA binding. The transcript is spliced from 8 exons. The coding region runs from base 1 to 1935 and encodes 644 amino acids.